Messenger RNA from Heteronotia binoei (common prickly gecko), 2969 nucleotides. It is a transcript of the gene FAM222B, whose product is annotated as family with sequence similarity 222 member B. The record is from RefSeq and is a predicted model, not a curated record. The transcript has 3 exons. Lineage: Eukaryota; Metazoa; Chordata; Lepidosauria; Squamata; Gekkonidae. The coding region runs from base 270 to 1865 and encodes 531 amino acids.
UUUUUUUUUUUUUUUUUUUAACAUCGGGGCCGGCCUCCGCCUUUUGCUCUUCAACAGGGAGCCGGAAGUGUCUGUGAAGGUGCUGGGCGACGCCGAGGGAGAGGCGGAACUUGGGGGCGCAUGCGCAGAGGCGGGGAGCGGUCGAGCCGGCUCUGGAGGAAGGUGGAGAGGGAAGGAAGCGGAGCGGCGGCGGCGGCGCCAUGAGGGCCGGGCGGGGGCUCCCACGCGUGCAGAGGUCUGAAGACCCCAACUGCUGACGGCUGCCUGUCAUGCUGGCCUGCCUGUCGGGACCAGGGGAUCUCUCCUUCCAGCUGCUUUCUUUCCCGCAGAUGAAUGCUGGACUUCAGAAAUGGGACACUACACAGAAGAUGAGAGCCGCACAGCACCCUACUCCAGCAGAGUUGGACGCGUAUGCUAAGAAGGUGGCCAACCAUCCUCUGACUAUCAAAAUUUUCCCCAACAGCGUCAAGGUUCCCCAACGGAAACACAUUCGUCGUACUGUGAACGGGCUGGACACUUCCGGGCAGAGGUACAGUCCUUACCCGCCUUCUCAGGCUGCUGUGAAAACCGGCCUCCUGGCCAUCGUCAGGUCCCCGGCCAAAGGCGUCGUCAAGGACUUUGACGGGACUCGCGUGCGCCUGCUGCCGGAAGCCAUGAUGAACCCCCCUUCCGCCCCCUACGCAGCACCAAGCACUUUAAGCCACCACCCGCAGGCGUUGGCCCGCCAGCAGGCGCUGCAGCACGCCCAGAGCAUGGCUCAGCACCCUCAGGGGAUCCCUUCAGCCAUCCAGCACCCGCAGCCUCUAGCCCACCCGGGCCUGCAGCAGCCGCCGCACCCCGCCAACCACUUGCUGCAGCAGCAGCAGCCCCCGCCACCGGUGGGCUUGCACGGGGGCAGGAAGGUCCCAGACGCCGACGCCCCCCCGAAUGUGACUGUGUCUACCUCAACCAUCCCCCUCUCCAUGGCCGCCACCCUGCAGCAGAACCAGCCCCCGGACUUGAGCAGCAUCGUGCACCAGAUCAACCAGUUCUGCCAGGCGCGAGCGGGCAUCAGCGCUACCUCAGUGUGCGAGGGACAGAUCGCCAACCCCAGCCCCAUCAGCCGCAACCUCCUGAUCAGCGCGAGCACCCGGGUGUCCGCUCACCACGGCCCCGCGCCCCUGCCUUCCUGCGUGGUGAACCCUGGCGAGCACGCCCCCCAUGCCGCCACCAUGCCGCCUGCCGCCGCCAUGGGCGCCCCCCUGGGGAGCAUGAGCAGGGGGGCCUCUUCUGCGUACCAAAGCGAAAUGAAGCAGCAGGUGGCCUGGAACCAGCACCAGCUGACCCACCUGCAGCAGAUGUGCGGGGAAGCGGUCGGGCCGAUGGGCAAGCCCCCCGCCCGAGAGCUAGGCGGGCCAGGGUUUCCCGGCAAGGCGCCGGGCUACGCCCUGGAACUGUGCAUGGGCCAGCCGUUCAACAUGAAGCCCCCCCUGGAGAAGCCGACCCCCUCGCCUCCUGUCAACGGCCUGCCCGGCCCCAUGCCCUACGCCAAUGGGCACUAUUUCCAGCCCUUGUGGAAUAACCUCCUGCCCACCCCCAACAGCGACAGCUCGGGCUCCCAGGACCUGGCCAUGCCUUUCCACGGUGGGGGGCAGCCUAUGGGGGCCGCCCUGGAGUGCGCGGCUGGACCUCACUACAGAGCCGGGGCCGGCGCCUCCAGCCAGAGCGCCAUGAUGCAGACGAUGGAAUACCUAAGCGGGGACUUCCAGCACUCCUGCCUCCGAGAGCAGGGCGGGAUGGUGCUUGGCAAAGCCCCCCGGCCCCCCAUGAACCGCGCCCCCGAGCCCUCCGAUAGCCGAAGCCUUCCGCUCCCAGGCUACAGAUAAGGCCGUGGCGGUCGCCGGCCAAGCGCGAGGGUUAGUCUUAAUUCGAAUUAAUAAGUGGGGGGAGGGGCUAUCUUUUUAACUUGCAAACUGACGUGAUCAUUGUUAGGAACUGCUGAACGGGAGGUCGGUCAUAGAGAGGUUCUGUGUGUCUGUAGCGUCUCCCGUCUAUCUGCUGCCUCCAGCUGCCGGCUUGUCCCGGUUCCAGAAUGCGUCCCUCUUAAUUUGACCCCGUCCUGUCCCCCCAACCCCCGCUGUUUCCCCAGCAUGGCUUCCUUGGCCAACCGGGUCAUUGCGAAGCUGCUGCAGGCGUCUGGCUUUUUCUCCGCAGGGCUCAGGCAGCUGAACCACUGAUCUCGCUUCCUCUUUCACAAAGGCAGCGGCGAGAGUCGAGCGCCCAGGCCUCCUUGGCCAGCAGAAGGGCUGCUGCUCAGCUCCAGAGCCCCCUUUGAGAGCCAGUGUGGUGUAAGUGGUUAAGAGCGGUGGACCGUAAUCCAGAGAACCAGGUUCGAUUCUCCACUCCUCUUCCGCAUGCAGCCACGGGUCAGCCACAGUUCUCGCAGAGCUGUUCUUUUCGAGAGUCAAGUUCUCUCAUAGAGCUCUCUCAACCCCACCUACCUCGCAUGGUGUCCGUUGUGGGGAGAGGAAGGGGAAAGAGGUUGUAAGCCACUCUGAGACUCCCGAGCAAAGGGCGGGGUAUAAAUCCAAUGUCUUCUUCUUUGAUAAUCUUGCCCCAUCGCCCCUUUCAGCUGCCUUCCACUGCUGCUUUGUAAAUGGGUUGAUAGGAGGUUUGGGGCUUCAGCCCUGCUAUGGGGGGGUGGUAGGUUGUACUCCAUGCCUGCACUGCUGCUUACACUGUCACCAUUUUAUCUCGGGGGGGGGGGUGGUUCACCGCCUCUACCACUGGCAAGUUUUCUGAAGCGCAGGAAGUGGAACUUUUGCCCCUUCUCGCCCCCUGCCCUGUACAAGCUGCCUCCAUGAUGGGGCUGAUUUCAAGAACUUAAUAAACCUCGAGUACCACAGGAAGUAUAGUAAUAUAACCCAAAAAACUGUGGGAAAAUAGCAAAAAAAAAAUAUUAUUAAAGACACAGUCAACAAUAUGAAAAA